UGUUAGAACCAAUCCGCAGGGCUUGGUUUCUUUAGACAUGGAGACUCUUAAGGACUAGAGCAGUAAUUGUAAUCCUUAUUCUACAGGGAAUCAUCCAGUCCCAGUGGAAUGUCUCAGACCCAGUACAGUGUGACAAAGUCUUGAGUGAGCAGUCAUGCCUUCAGCCCCAUGGGGAUGCCGAGACAGUUGGGAUGUCUUCUGAGGGUGAUCAGAAUGAAGAGAACUUCCUAGCUCCAAAGAAGCCUUCCCCGGGGAAAUGCUCCUCCAAGUAUGUUCCACUUAAUCCAUGGACACAAAACCCCCCAGUGCGACAGCCCCUGGAUUGUGAGAGAGGAGCACUGUUUAUAGCAAGUCCCUCACGCCGACAGGCCCACAAGCAAAGUCACCAUGAACAGAACCCAUCCAAGUGUGAGGAGUGUGGGGGAGCCUUCCCGUGUUCUCGGCACUGUGAUGUUCCCAUAGAAACCCACAGUGCACAGAAAUCCCAGGAAUGUCAACAGCAAAGACAAACAUUGAGUCAAAUGUCACAACAGCUCGACCAUGUGAAUGUCCAUAGAGGAGAGAAGUCAGGUUCUUGGAAAGAGUUCGGGCAGGCCUUCAAUCAUUCCUCACACCUUAUUAUAAAGAGGAGAGUUCAAACUGUAGAGAAACCAUAUGUAUGUAAAGAGUAUGGGCAGGCCUUGACCCAACCCUCAAGCCUCAGUAUACACAGGAAUAUUCAUAGUGAAGAAGAGAAACCUUAUUUAUGCACCGACUGUGGAAAGGCCUUUCUUCACUUAUCAAGCCUUUCUGCACAUAGGAAAAUUCACACAGGAGACAAAUCUUAUUCAUGUAAGGACUGUGGGAAGGUCUUUGCCUAUUAUUCAAGCUGUUCUAUGCACAAGAAAACGCACAAUGCAGAGAAAUCGUAUAUAUGUAAGAAAUGUGGGAAGGCCUUUGUUCAUUACUCAAACCUUUUGAGUCACGGGAAAAUUCAUACAGGACAGAAGCCAUAUAUAUGUGAGGACUGUGGGAAAGCUUUCAGCUACCCCUCACGCCUUAUUAGUCAUAGGGAGAUUCAUAAUAAAGAGAAACCUUAUAUCUGUAAGGUAUGUGGGAAGGCCUUCGCUCUAUUUGCUUACCUCUCUGUACACAGAAAAAUUCAUACUGGAGAAAAACCUCAUAAAUGUGAGGCAUGUGGAAAGGCCUUCACUCGAUCCUCAGCUCUUACUGUGCAUAUAAAAACUCACACUGGAGAGAAGCCUUAUAUAUGUCAGGAGUGUGGGAUGGCCUUUAGUAGAUUCUCAAGACUUACUGUACAUAGGAGAAUUCACACAGGAGAGAAACCAUAUAUAUGUAAGGAAUGUGGGGAUGCCUUCAUUAGCACUUACAGCCUUCUUCAGCAUAAGAGACUUCAUACUGGAGAGAAACCUUUUGUUUGUGAGGAAUGUGGGAAGGCAUAUUGUCAUUCCUCAAGCCUUCGUAGCCAUAGGAAAAUUCAUACUGGAGAAAAACCUUAUGUUUGUAAGGAAUGUGGGGAGGCCUUCUCUCAAUAUGGGUACCUUACUAAGCACAAAAAAAUUCAUAAUGAAGAGAAACCUCAUCAAUGUCAGACAUGUGGGAAGGCCUUCACUACAUAUUCAGGCCUUACUCUACAUAUGCAAUCUCAUAUUGGAGAGAAACCUCACAAAUGUAAGGAAUGUGGGAAGGCCUUCACUCGAUCCACUGCCCUGACUAUGCAUAUAAAAACUCAUACUGGAGAGAAUCUGUAUAUAUGUCAUGAUUGUGGGAAGGCCUUUAAUAGAUUCUCAAUACUUACUAUACAUAGGAGAAUUCACACAGGAGAGAAACCGUAUAUAUGUAAAGAAUGUGGGAAGGCCUUUAUUAGCACCUCCAGCCUUCGUCAGCAUAGGAGAUUUCAUACUGGAGAGAAAGCUUUUGUAUGUGAGGAAUGUGGGAAGUCUUAUCGUCAUUCCUCAAGCCUUCGUAGCCAUAGGAAAAUUCAUACUGGAGAGAAACCUUAUGUUUGUAAGGAAUGUGGGAAGACCUUCUCUGAAAUUCGGAACCUGAAUAAGCACAGGAAAAUUCAUAGUGAAGAUAAACCUCAUCAAUGUCAGACAUGUGGGAAAUCCUUCACUCUGCACUCAGGCCUUACUACACAUAUGAAAAUGCAUACUGGAGUGAAAUCUUAUGUAUGUAAAGAAUGUGGGAAGGCCUUCGUGUUCUCCUCAAGCCUUAGUAAACAUCAUAAAAUUCAUACUGGAUGACGAUUUGAUUCUCUAAUAAUCCGCAAGGUCAUUAUAGGCCUCCUCAGUAAAACAAAUUUCCUUUGGCCUACAAAGGGAUCAGUGAUGCUACAAUGUACAGUCAAGAAGGAAAUAAUCCUGGUAGCAUGUGACAAACUUCCCAUGAUGUCACUUCACUCUGAAGACCUCCACUCAGCCCUCAGGCCUCACUCUCUAUAGAAAUAUUCAUACUGGAGAGAAACUCCAAUGAAUGUAAGGCAUGUGAAAGACCUCUAGUCAGUCCUCAGCCCUGACUGUGCAUAUGAAAACUCAUAUUGUAGAGAAGCCUUAUAUAUGUCAGGAGUAUGGGAAGGCCUUUACUAGAUCCUCAAGAUUUAGUGUACAUAGGAGAAUUCACAAUGGAGAGAAACCGUAUACAUAUAAAGAAUGUGGGAAGGCCUUUGUGUUCUCAGGCCUCAGGAAAUACAGAAUUCAUACUGGAUGACUUGAUCCCUGUAGUCAGAACUGACCCUCUCAGUUUGGACAAGUGGCGUGGGGGCAGGCUACAAAGUACAGCCAGGAAGGAAAUAACCCUGGUAGCACGUGACAGCCUGUUAUGUCAGAUCUAUAAGAGACAGUUACUUGCCUAUUAUCACCUGGGCCCCAGCUGUGCCCUUGUGAGCUUCAUGUGUAUGUUAAUUUGUAAAUAAUGGACCUUGGUGAUGGAAGCCAGGAGGAAGGUGACUGAAUAAGAACUAAUAAACAGGUAAUAAAACCGUCCCUCGCUCAGGGCUGUCAAGGCACAUCACUGUCUCAUUCUUUGCUCCAGCUCUGGAUUGGCUGAGAGGCCCUGGGUUGUGGGGUUUUAUGACAGAGAUCAACCAUGGUGCUACAGUGAAUAUUUUGAAAUUGGAACAACAGCCAAACCCUCUUUAUAAAGAGGGAUUACUUCAAUCCCUCUUUAUUUUCUGGAGAGCCAAACCCCGCUGUGUGCAGGUCUUCCUUCUGCCUUUGAGCUACACUGUCCAUAUUGAGGGGAUUCAGGGAACCUUAUGAGGUACUGGGCUUGGAGCCCAGGACAGCUAUACACGAACUAGCACCUUACCCUCUGGACCAUCUCUGCACUUCUGUUUAGAGUUUUCUUAGGUUUACAUAAGCAUUAAGAUAAAUAUUCCCGAAAAGUAUUAUCUUCAGAAAAUGGCCUUGGUAGGGGUCUUUAAUAGUGUGGGUUUGGUACAGUUUAAGUGAAUUUUACUAUGCAUAAAAAGCGAUUUGCUGGUUCUUUAAAAGGAUGGGAGGGGCCCCUUGGCUCAAAUGUUUUACAGAGAGCCAGAGAGACAUUGGAUCAGGAGCAGAACUGGUAAGAAUAUCAGCACCGUCCAGUCAGUGCUCUGCCCCUUGACAGCACGUGAGCACUGGACUCUUUAAGGUGUGGACCCAAACAAAGUAGACUUCAAUAAAUCCCAGUGAAAGGACCAGUCCUAACAGUGGAGACACACAUUGAGCUAACAGGAAUCUUUUGGGCAGAGUUUUUGCCAUUCUGGGGAUGACUAGAUUGUUGGGAUUUUACUGCUUUCAAAGGCAAAAUUCAGUGUUCCCCCCCUCAAUACUAGUCAAAUGAGGGAGGUGGGAAACAGCUCAGUACAGAAAGCCUUGGGGAUGCAGUGCCACCAGCAGGUCAACCUGUAUCCGUGGGGCAAGUGCAUCAGCAUCUUGAUUGUGCUUCAGACUUCCUGAUAGCCCAAAAUUGCUGCUGUGCCUGUGGCCAGAUCCAACAACUUGGGACCAAGUUUACCAAGAAAUUAAAUGGCCAAAUGUUAGGUACACAAACCACCUUCAUCUCAGCUAUACAAGCUCACUGAUUGGCCUUAUUUCAGAGACACAUAAAUAAAGCUCAAAAGAGAUCAAAAGCCACAAUCUUGGACCAGCACAUUGCGUACUGGGAUAAA
Messenger RNA from Sorex araneus (European shrew), 4153 nucleotides. Its product is annotated as zinc finger protein 260-like. The record is from RefSeq and is a predicted model, not a curated record. Gene Ontology annotation, molecular function: DNA-binding transcription factor activity, RNA polymerase II-specific; RNA polymerase II cis-regulatory region sequence-specific DNA binding. Bases 192 to 2246 code for a protein of 684 amino acids. Lineage: Eukaryota; Metazoa; Chordata; Mammalia; Eulipotyphla; Soricidae. Gene Ontology annotation, biological process: regulation of DNA-templated transcription. The transcript has a single exon.